UGCUCCUUCCUUAGUCUUCUUAUUCAAAGGGUCCCACCACAUCAAAAGAGCCGACGGUUUCUGUCGCUACUCGGCGAGCGAUCUCUAUCCCUACCGUGCCCUUGUUAACACCACGGUAAAUCUUAUUUAGAUGCAAGGAGAAUUUCACGUUUAGUUGUUGGUAUUAAUCUGUGUUCAGACACCUUGCCAAAUUAUUAGGCAUCAUUUACCAAACAGACCUUCCAAAAUCUUUGGGAGAUCUAUUGUAAGUGACGCCUUACACAUAUUUUUAUUAUAAAGGUUGGUGGUGUACUUUGUACUUAAUUGGGCAGAAGCUUUCUACCUUUAUGUUAUUUUGCGACGCAUGAGUAAAUCGCAAAAUCCCCGCUGGGUUCCCUUACUACUAUAUUUCCAAAUAAGAAAUUCUGUAAGAAAAUUUUAAAAGAUUAUCAAGAUAUUCCUUUGUAGCAAUUUAAAAAAAAUUUCCCCUGUAGAAAUAUAAUAGUAUAUUUAUCUCAAAACGGGAGAUUUUGGCAUGCUCAGCACUACUUUAAUGUAUAUUACUACGUGAUAUCUAUUUUAUUUUCUAUAAUUGAAGGAAAUUUUGAAGUUACAUGAGACAAUGGCAAUCGAACAAAACAAAUUAUGGAAAAUAAUUUCAUUUGUGAACUUUUUAUGUUUUUUCUUUCUGUAUUUUUAGACUGCCGGGGUAGUGUUGCCUGGAACUGUAUAUAUUUUUAGUAGACAGAGUCUUAAAAUCCUGGAAUACCAGAUGGACAACCUCCUAAUCAUCAGAAACGUUUUAGUUACAUUAAAAAAAUGCGAAGGAUAUAAAAAAAUAUUUUCAACGCGUUAUAACAAAUUUAUUUUGAUCAGGAUGAUGGAAUCGAUUAUGUGUAUGACUUGCAACAGACUGACGAAGUUGUUACAGGUCCUGGAGCGAUUAGCAAUUCGAUCGCGGGGAUUUUGGGCGGGGCUCUUCCGAAACUAUCUUCAGACCAAACAGAAUCCGUGGCUAAAGCUAAGAAAUACGCCAUGGAACAGAGCGUUAGAAUGGUUUUGAUGAAGCAAACCAUCGCCUAUCAGCAACAGAAAAACAAGACCUUCCAAAGGCACCAAGUGCUGGUUUUGAUGUGCAGAGUCUACGUUGGAUCGAUCAGCUUCGAGCUCAAGGAGGACACGAUCCGGCAAUCGUUCCUGCCCUUCGGCCCCAUCAAGUCCAUCAACAUGUCCUGGGAUCCCGUCACACAAAAGCAUAAAGGUUUCGCUUUUGUGGAGUACGAAAUCCCAGAGGCGGCGCAACUGGCGCUCGAACAGAUGAACGGGGUGAUGAUCGGAGGGCGGAACAUCAAGGUAAAUGUCGUGGGCAGGCCUAGUAACAUGCCUCAGGCGCAGGCCGUCAUUGACGAGAUACAGGAAGAGGCCAAGCAGUACAACCGAAUAUACGUGGCGUCGAUCCACCCUGAUCUCAGCGAGGUUGAUAUAAAAAGUGUUUUCGAGGCAUUUGGCCCCAUCGUUUACUGUAAAAUAGCGCAAGGUCCAACAGGAAACAAGCACAAAGGCUAUGGCUUUAUUGAGUAUGAAAGCGCUCAAGCAGCCAAUGAAGCUAUAGCCAGUAUGAACCUGUUCGAUUUGGGCGGACAAUAUUUAAGGGUUGGGAGAGCUAUAACUCCUCCCAACGCGCUCCUAGGACCGUCGACAGGAUCAAACGCUCUGCCUACAGCCGCCGCAGUAGCAGCUGCGGCUGCUACAGCAAAGAUACAGGCUAUGGACGCUGUAGCUAGUAACGUAGCUGCGUUAGGCUUAUCCAAGCUAGCACAACCGGCCACUACGUUACCACUAAUACCUCCUAGUCCGGGCGUUGUCACGCCCUCUCCAGGCUUUGCUCCGCCUACAUUAGCUAAUAUCGGGGCACCGGGCGUGGCCAUACCCACGGUAGCGCCCGUUGUACCGCCCAUAGGCUUGGCGAUACCGCAGAAAGUAGGGAAUAAUAUACAGCCGGCUAUAGUGCAGCCUAUAGCCACGGUUCCUGCGUCUAUACCGAUACCGCCGGUGUCUAAUCAAACGACGGUGAGCCAUCAACAAGAAGCUAUGAAGAGAGCUGCAGAGGCUCAACUUAAGCAACAAGAGGAGUUACAGAAGAAAUUGUUGGAUCAUAGUGAGCCACAGACGUUGCAGCAACAAGAAAAUAUGUCAAUCAAGGGACAGAACGCUCGACAUUUUGUGAUGCAAAAGUUAAUGAGGAAAGUAGAUUCGCGAGUAGUAAUUUUACGAAACAUGGUCGGUCCUGAGGAUGUGGACGAAACGUUGCAAGACGAAAUACAGGAAGAAUGCAGCAAAUAUGGUCAGGUCGAAAGAGUGAUUAUAUACAAGGAAAGACAGAGUGAAGAAGACGAAAAUGACGUUAUAGUGAAAAUAUUCGUUGAAUUUUUCGAACCUUGGGAAGCGAUAAAAGCACGCGACGCCUUAGACGGCCGAUACUUCGGCGGCAGAAUGGUCAGAGCCUCGAUAUAUGAUCAAACGCUGUUCGAUCAUAGUGACUUUUCGGGGUGAACUACAAACAUUUAUCUAAUUUAUUGUGAUCGACUGUGCUGUUUCUACUGUGUAGGACGCGAACAAACUUGAAUGAAAACACUAUUUUAAUAAAAGUUAAGUGUACAAAUUAUCGUUCUUUUUUAUCGUUUUUUGUUAAGAAAAACUCUGCAGGCAUUUAGACCUAUUUUCAUGAUCUUUCAAGUUUCCUGGAGAAUUCCUACGAUUAAAAAAUAAUAAAAUGUUUAUAUAUAACGUUCUCUGAUUUUAUUUCGUAAAUAAACUUACUGAUUUUUAAAA
This is a messenger RNA of Sitophilus oryzae (rice weevil), 2811 nucleotides long. RefSeq names its product poly(U)-binding-splicing factor half pint (gene hfp). Bases 1015 to 2532 code for a protein of 505 amino acids. NCBI's taxonomy places the organism in Eukaryota, Metazoa, Arthropoda, Insecta, Coleoptera, Curculionidae. Gene Ontology annotation, molecular function: RNA binding. The transcript has 13 exons. Gene Ontology annotation, biological process: alternative mRNA splicing, via spliceosome; mRNA splice site recognition; regulation of alternative mRNA splicing, via spliceosome. The record is from RefSeq and is a predicted model, not a curated record. Gene Ontology annotation, cellular component: catalytic step 2 spliceosome; precatalytic spliceosome.